AAUUCUCUCAUUUUGCAGCGGCUAGUCGCAUGGAUUAGACACGUUUUUGUAAUGGAGAUUUCGCAAUUUUUAACCAAAACUAUAUUUGUAAAAAUGAGUAUACACCAAAUUAUUUGAUGAUCAACUUAAUUACCGUGCGGAAAGUGUUUGAGUUGUGUUGAAGUGUGUUUGUGUUACGACAAAAGCAGAGGGUGAAGGCUGAACUAGGCUGUGUGACCGCAUCACAUCCCACCUUAGAUCUUCUAUUUUCCACAUCAGAAGAACAUUCUGAACUACUCAAGUUUUUUGUGGUUAUUAGGAACAAAUCAGCUUUGCUUCACUUAUCAUCAAAAUGAAAAAUAUGGCAGGAAGCACGGAUGAAAAGAAAGUGUAUAAACUGGUUCUAACAGGAGGUCCAUGUGGCGGUAAGACGACAGGUCAGGCGCGCAUGUGCACUUUCUUUGAAAAUCUUGGUUGGAAGGUGUUUCGAGUGCCUGAAACGGCCACUGUUCUCCUCAGUGGUGGAAUCAAAUUUUCAGACCUGACUGCAGAUGAAGCUAAGCGUCGAAAAAUCAAUGAGCACCAACCAGCAUUCAAAGAUGGUAUCCCGGAGCACAGUGUCGAUAAGACCGCGUCGUGUCCCCGUUGCUUGGCCGCAGCUGCGGAAAAGCCCAACGGUAGUGAGGCAUACAAGUUUCAGGAAAACCUUUUGCGCACAAUGAUUCAGAUCGAAAACACCUUUUUCGAGCUGGGAAAAUCAUGCACGCGGAACUGUUUGAUCAUCUGUGAUCGCGGUGUGAUGGAUGCCAGUGCGUUUGUCUCCAAAGAAAAGUGGGAACGAAUGAUGAAAACGAAUAACUGGAAUCCGGUGGAACUGCGCGAUAAUCGUUACAACCACAUCGUCCACAUGGUUUCAGCCGCCAACGGUGCAGAAGCGUUCUACUCCACCGAAGAUCAUGCCUGUCGCUCGGAAGGCGUUGAUUUGGCUCGAGAGUUAGACUACAAAUCAGCCGCCGCCUGGAUUGGACAUCCGUAUUUUGAUGUUAUUGAUAACUCGACUGAUUUUGAGUAUAAGAUGAACCGAAUGAUUGAAUGUGUAUGCCAGAAGCUAGGUAUUGAUACUGGCGAUCGUCUUUUGACUACUUCAAAGAAAGUCAAAUUUCUUGUUUCGGAGCUACCACAAGAUUCCAGCUUUCCAGCGUUCCAGGACUUUGAUGUAAUCCAUCAUUAUCUACAAUCUGCCGGUCCUCGGGUUCAAGCUAGGUUGCGGAAACGUGGUCAGAACGGUCACUUCAGCUACAUUCAUACAAUUCGUCGACCUCAUCUUCACGGUCAAUCGAUUGAGGUGAAAACACAACUUACUCACAGAGACUACUUAAACAUGCUCACGCAACGCGACGAUGCCCAUUUUACCAUCUACAAGAAACGUCGCUGCUUUUUGGUGAAUAAUCAAUAUUUCCAAAUGGACAUUUAUAAGGAACCAGGUCAUCCAAGAUGUAAGGGACUUAUUCUUCUGGAAACAUACACUUCGUUGAGUGGCGACAAAUUGAAGGACAUUCUGCCAAAAUUCCUCGACAUUGUAAAGGAGGUCACCGGUCAUCCAGAUUACUCCAUGUUCAACCUGUCUUUAAAGGAAGACUGGAGCAAUACGAAGAAGUUCUGUUACUCGCUUCAUGAUCAAGACGAAGGCGAGUUUAGAACGAAAGGCCGUUCCCAUAAAAUGAUCAAUGGCAAAGCGUAAAAUUUGUUGUGUUGCGUCAUCUUGUCAAGGCACGUCGGACGGUACUUUUUAAUUUAAUUUUUGAUUGUCUUUCAACUUUUGACCUAAUUAGAGGUGCAUUUUAUUACUUAUCUGGUGUGUUCACUGUAGAAAGAUUCGAUCUUCAAUUGUCCCUUAAAAAUUUAAAAAACGAACCUUACUUUUGAUAUUUCAUUCAUUAGCUCGCAAAAAUGUCCCGCGAGCUAUACAAAUGCCAAAUUUUUAUGUAUAUCAUAUUGCUGCAGUUUUCGGUAAAGUCAUUUAUAACGUUGGAUAAAAUGAGUUCAUAACUAUUCAAUCCAGUCUUAAAAUACAAAUUCAUUGCAACCAAGGGGCGAGCAAGUUUUUUUUUAUCGAUUCACAAUACUUAAACUACUAAAACUUAGUGCAAAGAUACUUAACAAUAAAAUAUUUUGUUUACUGAUUAAGAGCAAACAGCAGGGAAACAAUGUGUGAAUAAAGCUUUAAGGGAUAGUUUAGAAACGAACGCUAUUUUUCGAACGCGUGAAGUGAAACUGCAUGUAUUUUUAACUAGUCCAAUUUUAAAACAGUAAAUUUGUGACAAAGAUUGUUUAAUAUAAACACCAGCUUUUGUUUCUGAAAACUCGAAUAAAUACUAAAAACUAAUACAUAUUGCAAAUGCAUUGUUUUCUGUCAGUAGUUUCCUGUGUGAUUGACGAAGAAGCAGUUUAACAAAAUUAUUUGAAUUGAGACAGGCCAAUUACUUAAAUUUCAUAAUGCAAUAAAAAAAAUCGCGAUCUUGAGCGUGCAAUCAGCACAUAUGGUAAAAGAUUUUAAUAGAGUGGUGCUGUAGAUAAAGUUUUACAUCCUUUCAGUUUUACAAUGUCAGCAAUACACUGUUGAGAUCAAUGUGAUGUUUAGGCCGCAAUCCUACAAUAUUAAACCGAGAAACAACUUAGUUGAUGUUUUUGAACACCCAGCAAAACUAAAAUGUUUUAGCGAAUCGAUAAAUGUAGACCGACUUGAACCCAAACUGGUACAUAAAUAUUUCAAAAUCAGUUGGAACCACAAACAUCCUCAUUAUUAAUGUAUUUUAUAUUAAAAUAUGAUCCUAUUUCAAAAAAGUGUAUUUUGUGGUUUAAAAGCAUUGAUACAUAAAUACAAGACAUCAAAAGAG
Topomyia yanbarensis is the source of this 2876-nucleotide messenger RNA. RefSeq names its product TRPL translocation defect protein 14 (gene Ttd14). Bases 332 to 1720 code for a protein of 462 amino acids. Gene Ontology annotation, biological process: photoreceptor cell maintenance. Gene Ontology annotation, molecular function: phosphatidic acid binding; GTP binding; phosphatidylinositol binding. The transcript has 11 exons. The record is from RefSeq and is a predicted model, not a curated record. Lineage: Eukaryota; Metazoa; Arthropoda; Insecta; Diptera; Culicidae.